UGUGUGUGGAGGGGCUGGGAGCGGAGGAGGGGGUACAGGGGGUGCUCCUGGCAGAAGAUGCUCAAAGUUCCCCCGGCUCAAGUCGGACCCGCCCCUGGACAAGGCCGAGCCAAUUAGCAAUGGCGUCGCGCUUUGAGACAAGGGAUUUAAACAGGGGAAGUUGGGAGGAGGAGGAGAAAGAGGAGGAGGAAGAGGAGGGGGGAGGGAAAUAGCCCUGGAAAGACUGAUCGAGAGGAAGGACGACACGAGGCGGGGAGUGCUCUGAGCAGAGACUGCCCUGCACCCGUGGAGCCCCACGGGGGAGCAGAUGCCCCCCCAGAGCCCCUGGGAGGGACCCAGGCGCUGGGACAGAGGAGCAGAAGGAGGAGCAGUGCCAGCCCAGGGAAGAGCAGAGAGGGAUGCUGCAAGGGCCCCAAGAGGAGCCCCAGAGCCCCACGGUGGCCGUGGAGCACGAUGGCCAACAGCAGCCCCGUGAUACCCCGGGGAGCCGCAGAACAAGAACACCCCGAAAAUGCUCUUUCAAAGGGACGGGUGGUGAAGACCCUCAAGAAGCCUCAACCCAACCCCAGAGCAGCCCCAGAGAGAAGAAGUACAAAUGUGAGGACUGUGGGAAGGUCUUUGCUAGUAGCAGCAACCGGACCCGUCACCGAUGGAACCACAUGGCAGAGAAGCCCUUCAAGUGCCAGGAUUGUGGGAAAGGCUUCACACUGAGUACGUACCUCCUGAAUCACCAGAGAGCACACACCAAGGAGAAGCCCUUUGUCUGCACCACGUGUGGGAAAUGCUUUUCCUGGCCCUCGAACCUCCAUGUCCACCAGCGCGUCCACACAGAAGAGAGACCAUACUCCUGCUCGUGCUGCGGGAAGACAUUCAGGCAGAGUGAUUCACUCAAACGGCAUCAGGAAUCCGUCCAUAAUGGAUUGAAUGGUGAAGAACCUGAAGAAUCCACAUCCCAACCGCGGAGUAGCUCCAGAGAGGAGUUCAAGUGUGAGGACUGUGGGAGGGUCUUCACCUGGAGAAGCAGCCUGAGUCGUCACCGACGGAUCCACACGGGAGGGAACCUCUACCAGUGCCCGGAUUGUGGGAAGAACUUCACGCUGAGAGAGAACCUCCUGCGUCACCAGAGGAUGCACACCAAGGAGCAGCCUUAUCUCUGCACCACGUGUGGGAAACGCUUCACCUGGCAGUCAAACCUCAUCACCCACCGACGCAUCCAUACGGAAGAAAAACUUCACGCUUGCUCGCAGUGUGGGAUGAUGUUCCAGAAGAGUUGUCAACUGGAGAGCCAUCAGAAAUCUGUCCACAAUGUCCAAAAUGGGACGUCUGCUGAACAUCUUCAAGAAUCUACAACCCAACCACGGAGGAGAUGCCGACAGAAGAAGUGCAAGUGUGAGGAGUGUGGGAAGGUCUUCAUGUCUGUGAGCAGCCUGAGCCGUCACCGCAAGAUCCAUAUGGGAGAGAAGCCCUUCAAGUGCCAGGAUUGUGGGAAGAGCUUCACGGAGAGCGGGAGCCUCGUGUGUCACCAGAGGACGCACACCAAGGAGAAGCCCUUUCUCUGCACCACCUGCGGGAAACGCUUCUCCUGGCGCUCCAACCUCCUUGUCCACCAACGCACCCACACGGGAGAGAAGCUGGACGCCUGCUCCCACUGCGGGUUGACCUUCCGGCAUGGUGAUCACCUCAGGAGGCAUCAGGAAGCCGUCCACAAUGGUGAGUCCUUGGGUGGGUUUAACCCCGUAUCACGUCAUGCUCAGUAAUAACAUGGAGAGGAGGGAUUCUGGGGGCAGGUCU
Messenger RNA from Athene cunicularia (burrowing owl), 1791 nucleotides. RefSeq names its product zinc finger protein OZF-like. The record is from RefSeq and is a predicted model, not a curated record. Lineage: Eukaryota; Metazoa; Chordata; Aves; Strigiformes; Strigidae. Bases 399 to 1757 code for a protein of 452 amino acids. The transcript is spliced from 4 exons. Gene Ontology annotation, biological process: negative regulation of transcription by RNA polymerase II; regulation of immune system process; regulation of cytokine production.